CUCGAAUUCCUAACAGAGGAAGCGAGAAGACUUUUCGACACAGAUCAAGACAUGGCAGACACUGCAGCAGUGGAAACGGCUCCCGCCGCCGCACCCGCCGCUCAAGCCAAGACCCCGAAGAAGAGGAAGGCGCCGUCCGUCCGCGCCAAGUCCACCGGCCCCAAGUUGGGCGACCAGAUCCGCAAGGUGGUGGCGGCGAGCAGCGACCGCAAGGGGAUCUCCGUGGCGGCCAUCAAGAAGGCUCUGGCCAGCGGCGGCAUGGACGUCGACAAGAAUCGCGGCCGCAUCAAACUGGCUAUCAAGAGGAGCGUCGACAAGGGCUCCCUGGUGCAGACCAAGGGCAAGGGCGCCUCCGGUUCCUUCAAGCUCCCCAAGAAAGAGCCCCAGGGGAAAGUGGUCAAGAAGGCCAAGAAGACUGGGAUCAAGAAGUCCGUCAAGAAGCCGGCGGCGGUCAAGAAGUCGGCCAAGAAGCCGGCGGCUGGGUCCAAGAAAUCGCCCGCCAAGAAGCUGGCCAAGAAAUCGCCCGCCAAGAAACUGGCCAAGAAAUCGCCCGCCAAGAAACUGGUCAAGAAAACCCCCGCCAAGAAGGCGCACGCUGGCCCGAAAAGGGCUCCCGCCAAGAAGGCGAAAGCCGUGGCGGCCAAGCCGGCCUCGGCCAAGCCGAAGGAGGUCGCCAAACGAAGCCGCCCGUCGAAACCCACAAAGGGCAAGAAGGCGGGCAGCAAACAGAAGAAGUGAAGCGGCUUGUUUCUAAUAAUAAAACAAAAAUGCAAAAAAAAAUACAAACCAAAAAAAAAAAGACACAAAGGCUCUUAUCAGAGCCACCACACUUGUCAAAAAAAAAGAGCUGAGAUCAGAGAACGUCGGCUGAUAGGUGACACUAAGCAUUUUAUUUUCUUGCACUCAAUGGUGAUGGUACAAUAUAGAAUUGUAUUACGAGAUUAAGCAUCGUGCUAGCAUAAAUGAUGUAAACUGCGCAGAGUAGAGUAAAAGGAGUAGUAAACCGAUUAAAACCAAAACAAAAAAUUGUUGGAAAUCCAAAACAGAUCCAAAUCCAAAACAGAAACAAAUACCCGGAGGAAAAAAAAAACCCAGCAUCGGCAGAGAAGAGCACAGUUGACGUUUGGAACCCUCAUGACCCUUCCACAGAACUGCCAGACCAGCUUGAGUUUUUCCAGGUUAUCUCUUUCUGUUUUUGUGUUGUAGUGAACUGAUUGUUGUGUUUGCUAAUCAAAAAAAAAACAGAAUUAACUGGACAAACUCAGCAGGUCUAGCGGCAUCGGCGGAGAAGAAUAGAGUUGACGUUUCGAGUCCUCAUGACCCUUCCACAGAACUGAUCUUUCAUUACAAUGUUUAAGGGCCUUUUG
Carcharodon carcharias (great white shark) is the source of this 1367-nucleotide messenger RNA. Its product is annotated as histone H1-like. Bases 52 to 738 code for a protein of 228 amino acids. Lineage: Eukaryota; Metazoa; Chordata; Chondrichthyes; Lamniformes; Lamnidae. Gene Ontology annotation, molecular function: structural constituent of chromatin; DNA binding. The transcript has a single exon. The record is from RefSeq and is a predicted model, not a curated record. Gene Ontology annotation, biological process: nucleosome assembly. Gene Ontology annotation, cellular component: nucleosome.